UGUUGUCUUCUGUCAAAAGUUGGAAUUACAAGGCGAAGUCAUUCUAAAAGCAGUGAUCGUUUAAAAUUUUAUAGCUUUGAGUUAUAUCUAAGUGUUUGAACUUGUAUUACAAUAAAAAUAUUUUUUUCAUUAAUAUAAAUCUUAGCUAUGGCCGAUAAGAAAAAAGGAAGCACAAGUAAUGCGCCUGAAGAUUUGGCUACCGCUAUUCUCAAAAGGAAAGAUCGUCCAAAUAGGCUUAUCGUCGAAGAAGCAAUCAAUGAUGAUAACUCCGUCGUUGCUCUUUCACAAGCAAAAAUGGAUGAACUCCAGCUAUUCAGAGGAGAUACCGUUUUACUCAAGGGAAAACGAAGGAAAGAGACUGUAUGCAUAGUUCUUUCUGACGAAACUUGCCCUGAUGAGAAAAUUAGGAUGAAUAGAAUUGUGAGAAAUAAUCUUAGAGUUCGCUUGUCAGAUGUAGUAUCUAUUCAAGCAUGUCCAGAUGUGAAAUACGGAAAAAGAAUUCACCUUCUUCCUAUUGAUGAUACCGUUGAAGGCCUCGUUGGAAAUCUUUUCGAGGUUUAUUUGAAGCCAUAUUUCCUUGAAGCUUAUAGGCCUAUUCAUGUUGAUGAUGUCUUUAUCGUGAGAGGAGGUAUGAGAGCAAUUGAGUUUAAAGUUAUUGAAACAGAUCCUACUCCAUACUGCAUUGUGGCUCCAGAUACUGUUAUCCACUGUGAUGGUGACCCAAUUAGUCGUGAGGAGGAAGAAGAGUCUCUUAAUUCAGUAGGUUACGAAGAUAUUGGUGGUUGUAGAAAACAGUUGGCCCAAAUAAAAGAGAUGGUUGAGCUUCCUUUACGUCACCCUUCAUUGUUCAAAGCAAUAGGUGUGAAGCCACCACGUGGUAUUUUACUCUAUGGACCUCCUGGAACUGGUAAAACUCUUAUUGCAAGAGCUGUUGCAAAUGAAACUGGAGCUUUCUUUUUCUUAAUAAAUGGACCAGAAAUUAUGAGCAAGUUAGCUGGAGAAUCUGAGAGUAACUUGAGAAAGGCAUUUGAAGAAGCGGAUAAGAACUCCCCAGCCAUCAUUUUCAUUGAUGAAUUGGAUGCUAUCGCACCAAAACGUGAAAAGACUCAUGGUGAAGUUGAAAGACGUAUAGUUUCUCAACUAUUAACACUCAUGGAUGGUAUGAAAAAGAGCUCUCACGUUAUCGUUAUGGCUGCUACUAACAGACCAAACUCUAUCGACCCUGCUUUGAGAAGGUUUGGAAGAUUUGACAGAGAAAUUGAUAUUGGUAUUCCUGAUGCCACAGGAAGAUUAGAGGUUUUGAGAAUACACACCAAGAAUAUGAAGUUGGCAGAUGAUGUGGAUUUAGAACAAAUUGCUGCAGAAACUCAUGGUCAUGUGGGAGCCGAUUUAGCAUCCUUGUGCUCAGAAGCUGCUUUACAACAAAUUAGGGAAAAAAUGGAUCUUAUUGAUUUGGAAGAUGAUCAGAUCGAUGCCGAAGUACUGAACUCUCUAGCCGUCACCAUGGAAAACUUCCGUUACGCAAUGUCUAAAAGCAGUCCUAGUGCUUUACGUGAAACUGUUGUGGAAGUUCCUAAUAUAUCUUGGGACGACAUUGGUGGUCUUCAAAACGUCAAGAAAGAAUUGCAAGAACUUGUCCAGUAUCCAGUCGAACAUCCAGAUAAGUUCCUCAAGUUUGGUAUGCAGCCCUCUCGUGGAGUACUGUUCUAUGGACCGCCAGGUUGCGGUAAAACUCUGUUGGCCAAGGCCAUCGCGAAUGAGUGCCAGGCAAACUUCAUCUCUGUUAAAGGACCCGAACUGCUCACCAUGUGGUUUGGAGAAUCUGAAGCCAAUGUCAGGGACAUUUUCGACAAGGCUAGAUCUGCCGCACCUUGUGUGCUCUUCUUUGAUGAGUUAGAUUCCAUUGCUAAGUCGAGAGGUGGCAGUGUAGGAGAUGCUGGUGGUGCAGCUGACAGAGUAAUAAAUCAAAUUCUUACCGAAAUGGACGGUAUGGGCGCCAAGAAAAAUGUUUUCAUCAUUGGAGCUACCAACAGACCAGACAUCAUUGAUCCUGCAAUCCUGAGACCCGGACGUCUAGAUCAAUUGAUUUAUAUUCCUCUGCCCGACGAAAAAUCACGUGAGGCAAUCUUCAAGGCCAAUCUACGAAAAUCUCCUGUCGCUAAAGAUGUAGAUCUCACUUACAUCGCUAAGGUAACGCAUGGAUUCUCAGGUGCCGACUUGACAGAAAUCUGCCAAAGGGCUUGCAAGCUUGCCAUUCGUCAAAGCAUCGAGUCUGAGAUCAGAAGGGAAAGAGAAAGAGUUGAAAGCACAAGUCUUGCUAUGGAUUUGGAUGACGAUGAUCCAGUCCCAGAAAUUACUAAAGCUCAUUUUGAAGAAGCAAUGAGAUUUGCUAGGCGGUCUGUAACUGAUAACGAUAUCAGAAAAUACGAAAUGUUCGCUCAAACUCUCCAACAGUCUAGAGGAUUCGGCACAAACUUCCGUUUCCCUACCGCCGCUGGACAAUCUGCGACACCUGGAGGCACAGGUGGAGAUCAGGGCAACUUCCAAGAUGAUCCUGAAGACGAUCUUUAUAGUUAAGCACUCUGAAACUAAUACAUCCUUUUUAUAUUUAUCACAUUCAAUUCUUCAGUUUAGAUCAUUUGAAAUUAAUGUACCAUUAUUAUAAUUUUGAUUAUGAUAAAAGUUUGUAAAGUUGGAA
Molecule: messenger RNA, 2698 nt
Organism: Harmonia axyridis
Lineage: Eukaryota; Metazoa; Arthropoda; Insecta; Coleoptera; Coccinellidae
Gene: TER94
Product: transitional endoplasmic reticulum ATPase TER94
Exons: 10
Coding region: 148-2577 (809 amino acids)
Biological process (GO): retrograde protein transport, ER to cytosol; mitotic spindle disassembly; autophagosome maturation
Cellular component (GO): nucleus; VCP-NPL4-UFD1 AAA ATPase complex; cytosol
Molecular function (GO): ATP binding; ATP hydrolysis activity; polyubiquitin modification-dependent protein binding
Source: RefSeq, a predicted model, not a curated record